Messenger RNA from Rotaria sordida, 447 nucleotides. Lineage: Eukaryota; Metazoa; Rotifera; Eurotatoria; Philodinida; Philodinidae. The record is from the annotation of a GenBank genome assembly.
AUGAAGAAUUUAUUAAAAGAUAAAUUUUUUCGUUCUCAUGAACAUUCAUCUCCAUUUUAUGGUAACACUCGUCAUAUUUAUUGUGAACAUAGUACAAUUGAAUUUAAUCCAAGAUCUGACAGUAUGAACAACUAUAAAUCACAUUACGGACACCUACAAAAAUUAAGAAUUUUAGCCUAUGCCGAAGAUGAACAUGCACAAACAAUCUUAGUUCAUAGUGUCGAUAGUAAUGAUAGUCAUUGUUCAAUGAAUAAAUAUCCCCAUGUGACUAUUAGUGUCAGUAACAUUAAACCUUAUACAGCAGUAUAUUCUAAUAAUCUAUGGAACAGAUUGACUGAUGACGGAAUAGUAGAGAUAACAAUGGACGAAUAUGAUAAACCACAAUCGAUCACAAUUGAAGAUCAUACUAAUGAAUGGCAUGGAAAACUGAAUGGCAUGGAAAACUGA